UCUGGAGGCUGUUUGGGAUUCUGUGACCCCUUUCUCGCAGGUACAGGGAGUGGCUUCAGCCAUGGUAAGGCAUGAUAAUUUUGGAGUUAAUGGAGCCAGACGGACCUCCAGAGUCAGAGAGUUCAGAAAGAUCAAUAUUUUUCUCACAGCAAGAAGAUGAUGAAGAAGAAGGUGAUGAUGAAGGAGAAGCAAAAGAACCAGAAGAAACAGGCGCCCUUAAUCCUGUCUUACAACCUGCCCUCACAGGGGAUGUAGAAGGUUUGCAGAAGAUUUUUGAGGAUCCUGAGAACCUUCAUCAUGAACAGGCCAUGCAGCUACUCUUGGAAGAAGACAUCAUUGGGAGAAAUUUGUUGUAUGCAGCUUGCAUGGCUGGGCAAAGUGAUGUGAUUAGAGCUUUGGCAAAAUAUGGUGUGAAUCUGAACGAAAAAACCACCAGAGGUUACACACUCUUACACUGUGCUGCAGCCUGGGGUCGUUUGGAAACUUUGAAAGCACUUGUGGAAUUGGAUGUUGAUACAGAAGCUCUGAACUUUCGGGAAGAAAGAGCUCGAGAUGUUGCUGCUCGGUAUUCCCAGACCGAGUGUGUUGAAUUCCUGGACUGGGCAGAUGCAAGGCUGACUCUGAAAAAAUAUAUUGCAAAGGUCUCUGCAGCUGUUACAGACACAGAAAAGGGACCAGGGAAGCUCUUUAAGGAAGACAAGAAUACCAUCCUCAGUGCAUGCCGUAUAAAAAAUGAAUGGUUGGAAACCCAUUUGAAAGCUUCUGUCAGCGAGCUUUUGGAGCAGAAACAACAAUUGGAAGAUAUUGUGACUCCUAUCUUCACAAAAAUGGCAACACCGCGUCAAGUGAAAAGUGCCAAAUCUGUAGUCUAAGCCAUGGUCAGAAAAGAAGUCAAGAUCUUACCUUCUACUGAAUAUAUAUUUUGUAAAAGACCACACUUUCUUCUAAUAUUUAUAAAAGCAAACUUACUCAUGCCAACUGAAGUUAAGAAAAUACAUGUAGGGCUUUAUAAGAAUGUUUAGAUCAUAAAAGGUGAUGCAGUUUCCAGCUAGUUCGUUUAAGAUGCUCAGUCUUGGAAACCAGUCUGUGUGGAGAGACCCAUAUGGACAGAAACUGAGGCCCUAACCCACAGCCCUGUCUGAGCUUCAGCUAACAGUCACUGCUAGUGAGCCAUCUCGGAAGCAGAUCCUUCAAUCAAGCCACCACAGCCAAUGCAGUAUGGAGCCUUCUCUGUUGAGUCCUGCUAAAAUUGUAGAUGUCAGCUAAAUAAAUGAUUGUUGUUGUUUUAACCUA
Herpailurus yagouaroundi (jaguarundi) is the source of this 1293-nucleotide messenger RNA. It is a transcript of the gene ANKRD45, whose product is annotated as ankyrin repeat domain 45. The coding region runs from base 72 to 872 and encodes 266 amino acids. The transcript is spliced from 7 exons. The record is from RefSeq and is a predicted model, not a curated record. Gene Ontology annotation, molecular function: protein binding. Lineage: Eukaryota; Metazoa; Chordata; Mammalia; Carnivora; Felidae.